Cylicostephanus goldi is the source of this 639-nucleotide messenger RNA. The record is from the annotation of a GenBank genome assembly. Lineage: Eukaryota; Metazoa; Nematoda; Chromadorea; Rhabditida; Strongylidae.
AUGAUAUAUAGCUCAAUUUGGAAGCCCACUGGAAUCUAUCCGAUCAGGUCCAUCACAAAGGAUAACAUUCGACAAAUCUUCAACUUCGGUUUGGGAAGUCAGAAGUUUGGAACCACGGUGGACGAGAAGACUGGUGCAGCUGAGGCGAAGAUCAGCGAAAGCAAGGACGACGUUAUAGGAACGCUCAAGAAAGAGGGCGAGAUACCAGAGUUAGCAGAAAAUGCCACAAGUACGACAACGGCUGGUGAAGAGCAGAAGCCAACAAAUGAAUCUACGAUUGUGGAAGAGGUCAAAACAGAAGAGGGCGCUGAAAAGAAAGCAGAGGAAGGCAGUGAAACGAAAACAGAGGAAGGCGGUGAGAAGGUCGUUACAGAGGAAGGCAAGGAAAAAGUCGCUGAAGGAGAGGGAGAGCCUAAGGAAAAAGUGGAGGAGAAGAAAUCGGAGGAGACAAAUGCCAUAGAAGAAGAAGGAAAACCAGCCGAAGGACGUCUAGGAGGAGGACCAUCCAUUGAGGGCUUCUCGGAACCAAAAUCUGCUGAAGGACAGCCUGAAGGCAAGACGUCAGAGAUUCAGAAGGAGAAGUCCUCAGAAGAGCAAUCACUGAAUAAGCCCAUUGAAGCUCAAGCACCUGAAAGUACG